Molecule: messenger RNA, 1203 nt
Organism: Plasmodium malariae
Lineage: Eukaryota; Apicomplexa; Aconoidasida; Haemosporida; Plasmodiidae
Product: conserved Plasmodium protein, unknown function
Exons: 1
Coding region: 1-1203 (400 amino acids)
Biological process (GO): RNA processing
Molecular function (GO): protein binding; RNA nuclease activity; RNA binding
Source: RefSeq, a predicted model, not a curated record
AUGAGCUCCAAGCUUUGGAGAGUGAUACUAAAAGAUGACGUAAGUAAAUUUGCAAAUUACCUACAGAGCGAAGGAGGGAUCGACUUAAAUGCAUAUAACAAAGAUGGGCUAACUAUUUUAUUAUUUGGUAUUGAAAAGGGGUGUGCGGAAUGUUGUUAUUAUUUAAUAAAUGAGAAAAAUGUAAAUAUUUUUUUAAAAGAUAAAAAAGAAAAGGAAAAUGCACUGAUGAAAUGUAUGGCUACAGGAAAUAACAUGAUAAAUGUUAGUAAACUAUUAAUAGAAAAGAAAAUAAAUGUGAAUGAAAAAAAUAAAAAUGGAAAAACUAGUUUACAUAUAGCUAGCGAACAUAAUUAUUUAAAAGGUAUUGAAUUAUUAUUAAAAAAUAAUGCUGAUAUAAAUGCAGUAGAUUAUGAUAAUAAUACACCAUUAAUGUGUUCAAUUAGAAGAAAUAAAGAAGAGUCAGCUCUUCUAUUAAUUGAAAAUAAUGCAGAUGUAAAUAUUAAAGAUAAAGAUAUGAACAGUAUUCUACAUAUCUGUGCAAAGGAACACUUAAGUAAUAUAUCACAAUAUAUAUUAGGAACCCACAAAUUUAAUAUUAACGAUUGUAUGGAUAAGGAAAAUAAUACUCCAUUACAUAUAGCAGCAAAGGAAAAUAUAAAAAGCCUAUGCAAUUUAUAUUUAAAAUACAAUUUUGAUGAAUCUAUAAAAAAUAAUAAUAACGAAACAUAUAGUGAUAUCUUAAAAAAACAUGAAGAAAAUGCUAUAUUAAAAGAAAAAGAAAAAAAAAAAAAUUAUGAAGAAAAGGAAAUAAGGAAAAGAAAAAAUUAUGAACAUGCAAUGUUAAAAACGGAUGUGUCUAAUUUUUUGAAAGCAUACAAUUUAGAAACACUAAUACCACAUUUUUACAAGCAUAACUAUAUAUAUGUAGAUAGGGCUUUUCUAGAAAUUCAUGAUUCAUCUUUAAAAAAAAUGAGCCUAAAUAAAGAAGACAGAAAUCGAUUUUUCAAUGCCCUUGAACAGUAUUAUGCGGAAAUAGAGGAGCAACAAAAUGAAAGGAACUUAGCUAAUCAACAAAUGUUAGAUGAACAAAGAAGAACAAGAAAACUAAAAUAUGUGUCUUAUAUAGUCUCCUUUAUAUUUACUUCUCUGUUUAUAUACAGCCUAAUCAUAUCUUUAAUCAAGCGGGGGCGAUUAUUCUUUUGA